Messenger RNA from Caenorhabditis bovis, 852 nucleotides. NCBI's taxonomy places the organism in Eukaryota, Metazoa, Nematoda, Chromadorea, Rhabditida, Rhabditidae. The record is from the annotation of a GenBank genome assembly.
AUGGUCAAGGUUGGAAUCAUUGGCGGAUCGGGUCUCGAGGAUCCCAAGAUCCUUCAGAAUCCGAAAGUCGUCUCGAUUGAGACGCCGUUCGGAAGCCCGAGUGAUGCACUAACAACUGGAACAAUCAAUGGUGUCGAGUGUGUGCUUUUGGCGAGACAUGGCAAAAAACACGACAUUAUGCCAGGAAAUGUCAACUAUCGAGCCAAUUUGUGGGCCCUUUAUGAGCUUGGCUGCGAUGUCAUAAUCGCAUCAACUGCGUGCGGAUCUCUUCAGGAACACGUUAAACCUGGACAAUUACUGUUUCCGGACUCGGUUUUUGACAGAACGAAUGGCAGAAAGUCGACAUUCUUUGACGGAACCAAAAAGUUGACGCCCGGUGUCUGCCAUAUUCAGCCGCAUCCGUGUUAUAAUGAGAAGCUGAGACAGAUUCUCAUCGCGACGGCGAAGAAAUGCAACUUGGAUCAUCAUACAAGCGGCUUCGGAGUGUGCAUUGAGGGUCCGAGAUUCUCGACGAAGAGCGAAAGUAAUGUGUUCCGUUCGUGGGGUGCCAGCCUUGUCAACAUGACGAUGAUGCCGGAAUGCGUUCUGGCGAAGGAGCUUGGAAUCCCAUAUGCAACGACGGCUCUCGUCACUGACUACGAUUGUUGGAGAGAAGAGGGCGAACAGGUCACUAUGGAAGCAGUGAUGAAGACAUUCGCUGAGAAUGUGGAAAAGGCGAAAACGCUUUUCAUUAAUGCGGUCGUCGAAAUUGGAAAAGUCGAUUGGAGUGACGAGAGAAAAAAAUUGAAGACUGAUGCUCGUCAUUCGGUUAUGGUUGGUCCCGAAGUCGUUAUACCGCAUCUCGCUAUCUAG